Messenger RNA from Phalacrocorax carbo (great cormorant), 1258 nucleotides. The record is from RefSeq and is a predicted model, not a curated record. NCBI's taxonomy places the organism in Eukaryota, Metazoa, Chordata, Aves, Suliformes, Phalacrocoracidae.
AGGGACGGGUUGGGCUGAGGGACACACGGCGCUGCCGCGCUCCGCACGAAGGGGAGAGGGAGGGAAACUCCGGGCCAGAAACAAAGGGGGGGAGCUGAGCCGGGAACAUCCGGGUCAUUUGCUGCCGCUUCAAUCCGGGACACGCGCGGGUGCUGCGGCCGAUCACGAGGGACUCUGAAUAUGUCUGGCAUAGCUCUUAGCAGACUUGCACAGGAGAGAAAAGCCUGGAGAAAAGAUCAUCCAUUUGGAUUUGUAGCAGUACCUACAAAAAAUCCAGAUGGUACAAUGAAUCUAAUGAACUGGGAGUGUGCUAUUCCAGGAAAGAAAGGGACACCAUGGGAAGGAGGCUUAUUUAAACUACGGAUGCUUUUCAAGGAUGAUUACCCUUCUUCACCCCCAAAAUGUAAAUUUGAACCACCAUUAUUCCACCCAAAUGUGUAUCCUUCAGGCACAGUGUGUCUCUCCAUCUUAGAGGAGGAUAAAGACUGGAGGCCAGCAAUCACAAUUAAACAGAUCUUGUUAGGAAUACAAGAACUUCUAAAUGAACCAAAUAUUCAAGACCCAGCUCAAGCAGAGGCUUACACAAUUUACUGCCAAAACAGAGUGGAAUAUGAAAAGAGGGUUCGAGCACAAGCCAAGAAGUUUGCACCAUCAUAAGCAUCUGUCAUGCAGCAUCUUAAAAAGGAAGGGAUUGGUCUGGCAAGAACUUGUUUACAAAACUUUUGCAAAAUCUAAUGUUGCUAUGUACAAUUAAUAUCCACUUAGGGGAGGGGGUUGUAUGUGUGCCAUUUUCCAUAUUCGCCACUUGUAUACAGUUCUAAAUUUGCUGAAUUGCCCCCAGUUUUUUCAUACAGGGUCUCUUCCUUCAGUCUUUUGUAUUUUUGAUUGUUAUGUAAAACUUGCUUUUAUUUUAAUAUUGAUGUCAGUAUUUCAACUGCUGUAAAAUUAUAAACUUUUAUACUUCUAUAAAUUCACUAGUAUCUCUAGUUACUUUGCUAUCUGAUGCAGGCAUGCUUUAAAAUGUUAGAACUAUAUUUAGCCUCUAGCUGGCUGUAUGAAAAAAAAAAAAAAUCAUGCCCUCCACCCCCUUCCCUCCCUGAAUUUGUUUUUCUAUCUUUCAGAAACUAGGUUGUUAUUGCUUAAGAACCUCUGAGAUCCAAAGUCAGCCAGCAUCCUUAUUCUGCAUCACUUCCUUUGUGUUUAUAUGGCGUUCUGUCUGUGUUGCUGUUUAGAGUAAAUAAACUGUUUAUAUAAAGGG